AUGACGAUACGAAUUCAAAUUAGUCUUACGAUUUAUUUUACAUUAGUAUCAAUAAUAGGAACACUUGGUAAUGGUGUUAUUUUAUUAGCAUAUGGAAAUCGUUGGAAUUCAUCAAGAUCAACAUCAGUCAUAUUCAUACUGAUUCUUGCAUGUGUAGAUUUAUGGACAUGUUUAAUUGUAGUACCAACUAUUGCCAUAAUGGAAUAUCGUGAUUUUGAUGUACCAACACCAAUAUGUCGUUUUUAUUCUUUUUCAAAAAAUCUUAUUAUUAUAUCAUCAUUUAUUAUGUCAUUUAUUGCUCUUGAUCGAUUUUUAACUAUUGCUAUACCACAUCAUCGAUUACUUAAUCCACGACGAGUUAAAGCUUUACUAACAUUAUUUAUCUCAAUUGGCAUUGGACUUGGCACAAUAACAGCAUUAGCAUUUUCAACUCAAUCAAAUAAAGAAUAUUACUCGAUUAAUUAUGAUUGUAUUUUAGCAAAUGGUACAUAUAUAAUAAAUAAUUAUAAAGAAGCUUCUUUAGAGGCUGAUCGAAAUUCCUCAUUAUCAUCAGAUAUAAUUGAGUCAAUUAGUGAACAACUCCCUGAUGGUGCUAAUUUAACAAAUUAUACUUUCGAAUAUAAAUCAACAUCUCUACGAUGUUUUGCUGAUACAUCAAUUAUAUCUGAAAGUUUACGAGAUUUAUUAAAAAAUUUAUCAAAUAAAGUAUUUUUUACAUUAAUUGGCAUAGUUACAAUUUUUUAUUCAAUUACAUUUGUACUUGCUUUACAACGACAAAAUCCACGUAUACGUGCAUUAAAAAAAAGUUUAAAUAUUUUAAAUAAAUUUGAUUCAUAUUCAACAACUAAAUUGAAUCAACGAGGAACUGAUUCUAUUGUUUCAAUUCAAUCUCCAUUAUCUUCAUCAGGAACACCAACAACAACAACAAGAACAACAACAACAACAACAACAUCAUUAUCACCAAAACAAACAUCAAUUAUACUAAGUGAAUUGAAUUAUUCGAAUGAUAAUUUAUUAUCAAAACAAACAUCAAUUAAAUCUUGUAAUAUUAUUGAUGACAAACAAUAUGAAAUGUCAAAUAUUAUGAAUAAUGAUGAUAGUGAUGAUGCAAAUAAUUCAUCACCACUUAUGUUAAGAAAAACAAUAAAAUAUAAAAAGAAAACACAACAAGAUCAUCAUACUAGUAUAUCAGAUGGUACAUCAGAUGAUUUACAACCAUCAAUAGAAAAACUACAUAGUACUAAACAAGUAUCAUUUCAAAUUGAUAAUCAUCGUAAUACAUUAACUAAUGAACUAAAUCAACGUUCAUCAAUAUCAUCGAAUAUUUUUAAUAGUGAUUUAGAUGUUAAUAAUGAUAUGUAUUAUAAAUUACCAUGUCCAUGUUCAACAACACGUCAAUUUUUAAUUAAAUUUCAUUUUGCACGACCAUCAUCACAAUUAAAUCAAUGGUUAUGUUGUUGUUGUUGUAGAAAAAAUCAAUCAUCAUUAAAACAUCAUUUAUCAAUUGAAAGUCAAAAUCAAGAUGAAACAACAAAAGUAUUAACACCACCUAUACAAAAUACUCGUACAACACCAUCACAAAGUGAAACAUUACGAAAACAAUUACAUCGACAUCGUUUAAGACAAAUACGUAUGGCAUCAACAUUUUUAAUUAUAACAGUAUCAUUUGUUCUUUUUUAUUUACCAUCAAUUUUAAAUGCUGAACGAAUUAUAAAAAGUCCUAUUAUGAUUUAUUAUUUAUAUUUAUGUACACAUGCAUUAAAUCCAAUUAUCUAUUGUUUUAUGAAUCCAAAUUUACGUGCAUAUGUUAGUUCAAUGUUUAAUUGUCGUACACGACAAAAAGAACAAAAUAUUGGUAAAGGAGGAAGAACAUCGAUAUUUGACCGAUAA
This is a messenger RNA of Rotaria sordida, 1890 nucleotides long. NCBI's taxonomy places the organism in Eukaryota, Metazoa, Rotifera, Eurotatoria, Philodinida, Philodinidae. The record is from the annotation of a GenBank genome assembly.